AGACAACAACAAAAGUCUUCAUUGGGCGUGGAUAACCAUCAAGUUCUACUCGACCGCCAGUAUCGAUAGGCAUCGGUCGCAUGUACUCGUAGCAUUGACAACUGCUGCUUCUCUCAAGGGUUUGAUGCAGUCAGCUUGAAUCUCCGCACAACCGCAAGCCGGGUACAGUUUUGCUAAAAGGCUUGAUCCCUCAAGCAAAAGAGGUGAGUUGACCAUGUUUGGUAAGGUCAGGUGUAAAUCCAGUGUGACAUAUUGCAAUUUAUUGCAUCCAAGGCGAUGGUCUGGGUUUCAAGGACCUCGCCUUACUAGACUACGACAGGAAGUGAGCGCCGGUAGUGCCACGCGGGGUACCAAGUACACACGCCUCUUAGAUACGUACCUGUUACACAAUGCUUUGCUCACACCUGAGGCGAGAUUCGAGAAAAGACUCCUGGGAAUAACUUGGUGUCUCCUCUCCUCUCUCCUAUCUUACCCUGCGAUGGAGCUUCUCGUGCGGAUGUUAGGCUUCCCGACUUCAAUAGGGACGCGCAAUGGCAAUGUCGGUGGUACCCUAGUGUCGAAACCGCCGAUGAAGGACGAUGGCCGGCUCCGAAUGCUACCUCAUAAAAACCCACUUCUCCAGGAUUGAUGCGAUGGAAUAAUGGUCGGAGGAAAAAGUGAAGACGUAGCAGGCAGUGGAGAUUGUAGUAUCCACAGUAGAUCAUCUAUGUUGGGAAGGGAUGCAUCCAACUCCUGGUAGACUCCACCAAUGGUGCUGUAG
Molecule: messenger RNA, 760 nt
Organism: Aaosphaeria arxii CBS 175.79
Lineage: Eukaryota; Fungi; Ascomycota; Dothideomycetes; Pleosporales
Exons: 1
Coding region: 215-628 (137 amino acids)
Source: RefSeq, a predicted model, not a curated record